AUGAGAAGAAACUAUGAUCUAAAACACCUGGAGGUGGCUCGACAGGAUCGUCAGCGUAAGCUGUUGAUCGAUACUAAUCAAGAUAUAGAGAUGGGAGAUGAACUGUUCUUUCCGAUCUUGUGGUUCUCUGAGGUGGUGGAAUCAAGCACACCAGUCGAUGGGUCGCUUUUGGUGUGCUUGAGUCGACUUGAUUUUGCAGAAAGUGUUGUAGAAGGUGAUGUUGGCGCUGUGGUCGUUGGUAUAGGUGACGGUAUGGGUGGUUUGGGUGCUACCGGACCUGACAGACGCAGAAAGUGUUACAGCAUGCAAAGCAGUAGCAAAUUAAACGAAUUAUUAAAUAAAUAA
Messenger RNA from Helobdella robusta, 345 nucleotides. RefSeq lists its product as hypothetical. The transcript is spliced from 4 exons. The record is from RefSeq and is a predicted model, not a curated record. The coding region runs from base 1 to 345 and encodes 114 amino acids. Lineage: Eukaryota; Metazoa; Annelida; Clitellata; Rhynchobdellida; Glossiphoniidae.